UGGGUCAAAUCUUUCCUGUCCAACCGCUCCCAGAAAGUCGCUGUUGAUGGUCAUUUUUCCAGUGAACUUCCUGUACUGUCUGGAGUUCCCCAGGGGUCUGUUCUUGGGCCAUGUCUCUUCCUGGUAUAUAUCAAUGACUUACCAGAUUCCGUCAAAUGUAACGCAAGAAUGUUUGCAGAUGACACCAUAAUAUACCUUACCAUCAACUCCAUUUCAGAUAGUAUAUCUCUGCAACAAGACCUGAUUAGCUUAGAAACCUGGGAGAAGACAUGGUCCAUGGAGUUCAACCCGGACAAGUGUGAAGUCCUUAGAAUUUUUAGAAAGAAAAAUCCUGUAGUCUACCCCUACAAACUUCACAACAUAGAGUUAAAAACUUGUGAGGCAGCUAAAUACUUAGGCAUAACCAUUUCCAAAGAUCUAAACUGGUCCAAACACAUUGACAGUAUCACUUCCAAAGCAACUUCCACUCUUCGCUUCAUACAACGAAAUGUCAAAACUGAUAAUAAAAAGGUCAAAAUUGCUGCCUAUAACACCUAUGUCCGCCCUCAACUUGAAUACUGUUCAAGCGUCUGGCAUCCUUGGCAAAAAACCCUCACUAGCAAAGUCGAAAAUGUCCAAAGGUCAGCUGCUAGGUACGUCAUGUAUGACUACAGUUACACCAGUAGUGUUACACAAAUGCUGAAAACCUUAGAAUGGAAUACACUCCAAUAUAGAAGGUUACACAAUUCAUUAGUAAUGUUUUAUAAAAUAAGGACCCAGACAGUUGCAGUCGACCAAUCUCAUCUUAUUCCAACUAGAAACCUAAAUUACUUAAUCCCCAUGUCUCACACUCAGUACUUUUCUAACUCCUACUUCCCUAGGACCAUCCGACUCUGGAACUCCCUACCAACUCAUGUUAAAUCUAGCCCCAGUCUCAGUAUCUUUAGAGACAGGCUGGCGGUGGUCAGUAUGUAAUUCUGUUGCCUCUGUCCCAUUUUAACUGUAGCAUACUGUCUUUUUUAGCUUUUAUUCUUUUAACAUUGUAACAUAUCAGUUCUUUAACAACUGUUUCUCUGACAGCGCCGCCCAGUGAUAGUCGGAAAUCGACGGUUGGGUGAAAGAUGUAGAUGUAGAUAAAGUGUGACGUCCAUGGCUCACCACUAUUUGCAGUUCUAUGGCAUAGGAGAGAAACAUGCACAGAUACAUUUUGAUAAUGCAGCUGGACAGAACAAAAACAACUGUGUCAUUUGGUAUGCAGUAUGGCGCACUUUAAUUGGACUACAUGAGACUAUUGCAUUGAGUAUGUUGGUGGCAGGUCACACGAAAUUCGCUCCAGAUUGGCAUUUCGGUGUGUGGAAAGUAAAGUGGAGAGAUUCCAAUGCAGAAACAAUGACCCAAGUGGCUGGCACUGUGAGAGAGUCAUCAAGAGGUGGUCACAAUGUUCCACAAUUAGUUGAUGAUACUGACAAACCUGUUGCUUUUGACAGCUGGAAGCCAUUUCUUGAACAGUAUUUUAAACCUGUUAAACAAUUGUCCAAAUACCAUCAUUUCUUUUGUAGUUCAGUUGAACCGGGUGUUGUAUAUUGCAAGGAAUAUUUCGAUUCUGAAGAAGUUAGCGUAAAUAUACUGAAGCAAGUGCCUGAGAAAAAUGCAAUGCCUGUAGUAAAAGCUUUUCCAGGUUUGAAUGCAGCCCGUCAGUGGUAUUUGUAUGAACAAAUUGGUCAGUUCUGUAAAUCUGAUCUUGCAAAAGAUGUUGUUUGCCCGAAACCGUGUGUUCCAAAAAUAGAAAUUAAACUUGAUACAGAUUGUGAUGUAAAAGUCGGUGGUAAGAGAAGGAAUAAUUUAUUGACAUGAGACUUCAUUUUCCAAGAUAGGAAAAUUUCUUUUGCCAUGAGCUAGAUGCCAUAUUCACUUAAUGCUUCAAAAGCAUAGUAUCUAUAUGAAUGAUCAAUACACAUAUAAUUAUGAAAAAAUUUUUUGGAAUACAUAUUUGUUGUUAGACAAUAGUAUUUUAGUUACUUUUGAGAAUGGGCAAUAUUUAUCACAAGUUCUUAGGUGUGUUGUACUUGAAGUCAUAGAAACUGUACUCUACUUUGAACAGAAAUUUUAAAGAUUAUGUUUUGUAGACAUUGUUUCAAAUUUAAAUGCAUGUGUUAAUUUCUCAGUCACAAUGUUAGUCUUGAAAAUCAAAAAGAAAUACAGAAAUACUCUCUGCUUUCUAGGCAACAAGAAAUAUUUUAUAAGUAAUGUAAAUGUGUAUGUUAACAUUUAUUUGCUUGAAUUAUUUUUAGCUCACCUGUUACAAAGUGACAAGGUGAUCUUUUGUGAUCGCGCGGUGUCCGUCCGUCCGUCCGUAAACUUUUGCUUGUGACCACUCUAGAGGUCACAUUUUUCAUGGGAUCUUUAUGAAAGUUGGUCAGAAUGUUCAGCUUGAUGAUAUCUAGGUCAAGUUCGAAACUGGGUCACGUAUCUUUGAAAACUAGGUCAGUAGGUCUAAAAAUAGAAAAACCUUGUGACCUCUCUAGAGGCCAUAUAUUUCAUAAGAUCUUCAUGAAAAUUGGUCAGAAUGUUCACCUUGAUGAUAUCUAGGUUAAGUUUGAAACUGGGUCACGUGCCUUCAAAAACUAGGUCAGUAGGUCUAAAAAUAGAAAAACAUUGUGACCUCUCUAGAGGCCAUAUAUUUCAUGAGAUCUUCAUGAAAGUUGGUCAGAAUGUUCACCUUGAUGAUAUCUAGGUCAAGUUUGAAACUGGGUCACGUGCCCUAAAAAACUAGGUCAGUAGGUCAAAUAAUAGAAAAACCUUGUGACCUCUCUAAAGGCCAUACUUUUUAUGGGAUCUGUAUGAAAGUUGGUUUGAAUGUUCAUCUUGAUGAUAUCUAGGUCAAAUUUGAAACUGGGUCAACUGCGGUUAAAAACUAGGUCAGUAGGUCUAAAAUUAUUAAAAUCUUUUGACCUCUCUAGAGGCCAUAUUUUUCAAUGGAUCUUCAUGAAAAUUGAUCUGAAUGUUCACCUUGAUGAUAUCUAGGUCAGUUUCGAAACUGGGUCACGUGUGGUCAAAAACUAGGC
Messenger RNA from Mercenaria mercenaria, 3044 nucleotides. RefSeq lists its product as uncharacterized. The record is from RefSeq and is a predicted model, not a curated record. The transcript has 4 exons. The coding region runs from base 1129 to 1833 and encodes 234 amino acids. Lineage: Eukaryota; Metazoa; Mollusca; Bivalvia; Venerida; Veneridae.